GGCGCGGUGCUUCGAGCCGCUGCGACUGGACGGCAGUGUGGUGGCUGGGGCGGCCGGCACGGCCAAGCGCUCCGCCAAGCUGGCCCGCACCAAGCAGUGGCUCAAGCUGCACAGCGAGUCCGGCCAGCACCAGCCUCCGGACAGCUGCGACGCGAGCGGCGAGUACACCGAGGACUCGUCUGACGAGGACCGCGCCUCGCUCUCCUCCGAGGACGUGCACAACUGCAGCGUGGCGACGUACCGCGAGGUGACGACGGCGUGCUCGCACUCGUCCGUGUCCGGCUCCAACGAGGCCAUCCUGGACCAGGACACGCCCGGCAGCGAGCGGGCGCCGCGGCUGCCGUUCGGGCUGGGCAUGGGCCACUCGGACUCGGGGUCGUCGGCCAAGGUGAUCCUGCGCAACAAGCGGCGCGGCUUGCUGACGGGCGACCGGCCCUGGAGCGUGUCGGGGCUGCCGCAGCUCAUGGCCAUGUCCGUGGGGUCGCUGCCGACGGGCGUGGCGGCGGGCGAGCUGUCGCAGUUCUCCAUCUCCGAGUCGGCGCUGCACCAGCUGGCCUCGCCGGCGGCGUCCACGCCCGGCAAGGCGGAGGGGCUGGCCGAGAUGAUGGCCUCCUCGUCCACCGUCGAGGAGUCCGUCGCGCACACCACGUGCGCGGGCUCCAGCUCGGGCGCCGGCUCGCUGCGCAGGAGGAAGAUGCGCUCCAGGAAGCGGACGCAGUCGCGCAGGUGCGACAGCGGCUCGGACGGCGUGUACCCGUUGCCCGACUCGCCGGCGCAGAGGACGCCGUCGUCGAGGACGCCGUCGUCGCGGCUGCUGCCCUUGAAGACGAGCAGCCCGCUGUCGUCGCCCGGCAAGCAGCAGGCCGGCGGCAUCGUCAAGUCGGGGUCGUUCUCGGCGACCCCGCCUCGCACCGCCGGUCCGCGCGCGUCGUGA
This is a messenger RNA of Thrips palmi, 934 nucleotides long. RefSeq lists its product as uncharacterized. The transcript is spliced from 5 exons. NCBI's taxonomy places the organism in Eukaryota, Metazoa, Arthropoda, Insecta, Thysanoptera, Thripidae. The record is from RefSeq and is a predicted model, not a curated record. Bases 356 to 934 code for a protein of 192 amino acids.